Molecule: messenger RNA, 738 nt
Organism: Sorghum bicolor (sorghum)
Lineage: Eukaryota; Viridiplantae; Streptophyta; Magnoliopsida; Poales; Poaceae
Product: probable carboxylesterase 13
Exons: 1
Coding region: 1-738 (245 amino acids)
Molecular function (GO): hydrolase activity
Source: RefSeq, a predicted model, not a curated record
AUGGCGUCGUCCAAGCCUUCCUUAUUGCUCCCCUUCCCCAUCCCGGCCCCCAACCCGUCCGACGAGGUCGUGCGCGAGUUCGGCCCGCUGCUCCGGAUCUACAAGAGCGGCCGCAUCGAGCGGCCCCUGGUGGCCCCGCCCGUGGAUCCUGGCCACGACGCCGCCACGGGGGUCCAGUCCAAGGACGUCCACCUCGGCUCCUACUCCGCCCGCCUCUACCUGCCCCCCGUGGCCGCCGACGGCGCCAGCGCCAGCGCCAAGCUGCCCGUCGUCGUGUACGUCCACGGCGGCGGCUUCGUGGCCGAGUCGGCCGCGUCGCCCGGCUACCACCUCUUCCUCAACAGGCUGGCCGCUGCGUGCCCGGCGCUCGUCGUGUCCGUCGACUACCGCCUGGCGCCCGAGCACCCGCUCCCGGCCAGGUACGACGACCGCCUCGCCGCGCUCAAGUGGGUGCUCUCCGCCGCUGACCCCUGGGUCGCCACGGCCGCCCUCCACGAGGCGGCGCACCACCUCGUCCACCGCCGCGCCUUCCAUCGGCCCCAUCGGGGCCCGCGUCAUCAUCAUCUUCCCACACCCUCCUUCCUGCCCGGAGACGGCGGCGGCGCGUGGCGCCCUCCGCCCCGCGCGCGCCGAACCCCGCGGCCGGGAUCCGCAGCCGCCACCGAGUCCCUGCUGCCCCCUGCGCCGUGCACUGCCGACGCCGCCGCCGGCGGAUGCGCCCCGACGCCCAGCACCUAG